AUGAAUAUAAAGAUAUAUCUCUCAUCGAAGCUGAUAGAAAAAUGCACAUUUUGUGAACUGUACGGUCUGGUGGAAGAUUUGCGUGAUGAAAUACGGUUUACGGUUCUGGACGCAGAACCGCUACCCAACUACACCGACCCGAUUGGGAAGAUAUGCAGUGUGGCCGACUACAUGCAAUUCCGAACGGCACAAAAUGAUAGAACGCUCCGAGAACAACUCGCUAGGGAGGAUAACUUUCUUCGGCUAGCUAUUUCCAACAGCGGUCGUAUCAAGCACGUAAUGGCAAAGGUGAAAGGCGUUACUAUAGAGUCACUCAACAAGCUGCUUAUAAUAUACGACGAAAAGGGCUUUAGCAAUCUGGCCGAAAAUGAUUUGAACGCCGAAGACUGUGAUAAUGAUUUGCUGCAUCUUGCACGGUUGAUAAAGGCCAGCAAAUCGGAAUCGGCCGGCUGGAUGGAGAAACUGUACGCUCUGGCCGAACGAGAUGGGGUCCAAAGGUUGUACGAGGUGUUGCUACCCGUAGGCAAGGGCUUGAGUGUGAUGUUUAGAAAGACUGCAUUGUAUUACCAUUUUAACGAAUGGGUGGAAUGCAUACAGCAGAAGGAUGCAAAUGCCGUGAAAUGGACUUUGCUGAUUGACAUUUGUUUCGGUGUUGCCAUUAUGAGUCUAAUUAUUUGCUUCGGUAAUCCUGGCACAAGAUUCAUGGAAUUUGCCGAGGUUGUUGUUGACAGCCUUUUGCAACUUCUACAGACUCUGAGGGGCAAUCCGAUUGGAUUGAAACUGAACGGAUCUCUGAACGAAUUUUUCUUCAGCUGCUUUAGCUACCAGGUUGACCUAUGGUGGAUGUUUUUAAUUAUACUAUCGCCAGCAAUUCAGUUCCUCUUCAUUCCGUUAUCGAUUUUGGGUUUAUUUGGACUAUCAUUUCAAGUGGCCAUGCUUUCGGACUUGAUCGUUCUUGUCAGCUUGCAUGCUCACUGCUGCUACAUCUAUGUUGCGGUCCUGUAUCGCAUUGAAGUUGGAGGAAUGGGAGCGCUUUAUCGUACCGUGUUGGGAAAGAAGCGCAAUGUGCUACGUGAUCGUGUCGAAGCGCACGAUUACAUGAAUCGUCAACUGUUUCUGGUAACGCUUUCCUUUACCGUACUACUGUUCCUGUUUCCCACCAUUCUAUUCUACUACAUAGUAUUCGCAUCGCUUCGCUUUGCAAUUUAUUGUCUAUCGUACACUCUGAUGAAAAUACGCCGCACCAUUCUAAGGUUUCCGUUCGAUGCAAUGAUCCGAUGGGUGAGAGGAGUUUACACGAAUCUGGAAAGCUUGGAAAUCUACAACAUUGGUUCGAUAGCGAAGGAAAACGUGACAAUCACAUACGUCGCUCCCAGGUCGGCCACAUUCUGGUUCCGGGACACAUCAAGUGAUUUCCCGCGCUUGGAUCCGAAGCGCCAAAUCAGCACAUCGAUUGGGGAGUUUUUUGUAAGUUUAGUGAAGGGAGAGCAAGUUACCUUUAUCCAGCCAGACGAACGAAUUUCAACGCCUGUAAAGGAGAAAGAACAAUAA
This is a messenger RNA of Anopheles marshallii, 1551 nucleotides long. RefSeq lists its product as uncharacterized. NCBI's taxonomy places the organism in Eukaryota, Metazoa, Arthropoda, Insecta, Diptera, Culicidae. Gene Ontology annotation, cellular component: endoplasmic reticulum; membrane. Gene Ontology annotation, biological process: GPI anchor biosynthetic process. The transcript has 5 exons. Bases 1 to 1551 code for a protein of 516 amino acids. The record is from RefSeq and is a predicted model, not a curated record.